Iphiclides podalirius (scarce swallowtail) is the source of this 525-nucleotide messenger RNA. The record is from the annotation of a GenBank genome assembly. NCBI's taxonomy places the organism in Eukaryota, Metazoa, Arthropoda, Insecta, Lepidoptera, Papilionidae.
AUGCUGGGACAUCCACCAAGAGAAUUAGCCUUAGUUCAAGUAUAUGAGAAACAAACCCCAAAUAGUCGGAAUCCAUUUUCUAUAAAAGACAUCAUAGGCGAUGGCUUAUUGUUGGCAGUCCCAAAGUUUAGAAGGACUAUAGAAAAGAGGUUAAAAAGGAAAUUUGGGUCUCCUGAAUAUGUGUGGAAAAUGCUUGUACCGAAAAACAAUAUCAAAGUGUGCAAUGAUUGUGGCCACUAUCAUGAGCGGGGACGUCUUUGUGCAAACUGCUAUAAAAGAGUAGAAAAUGAAACAAAGGAAAUUCAAGCUAAGAUACAGGAAAAAUUAGGUAAUAACCCCAUUGAGCAGGAUGUUAUUGUGCUGUAUGAAGGUGAAAAUGUCACUAAAACGCCAAAUGAAUUUUGGGAAGGAAAAAGAAUAAUUGAAAUGAAAAAAGAAAGACCACAAUGGUUCAGUAAAAAUUUACUUCAGAAGUCAACGCAGCAGCCCUCUAAUUCCACAGAUGUUAAACCAACAGAUCUGGCU